GGAUCAAUCUGGGAAGACUGUGAAAUCUGCUUGCUCUUUCCUUCGCCGUUGCUGAUGUUCACCAGGCUAACCGGAGUCCCAUGGCAUGCGAGUCGUGCUCGGUAGUCAAAACAUGCAAACGCCCACAUAAUGUGGCUACCUAUGCUGAACGCUGCCUCGCUAAUUGGUCGACGAUCUCUCGCAUAUGGCCGGCCUACAGCAAGUUCCUCUUCCAUGCUGUAGUCAUGCAUAACCAUUAGCACCCUUGUCGAGUUCAAGCCAACAAACUGCAGUCUGGCUGUAUACUUCAUAGCUAGAACGUCUUAGUGGCUUGCAAAUAAGCAGACACCGCGAAAUUUUGAAGGAUUUUCUCUCCCAUUCUCAGCUGAUCUUUCUGCCACGAGCAACCCUAACUACCGAAUACUCCCGACUGACCGAUCUACAUUCCUUCCUACAGGUCUUAGGUAUCCAGAUACUGGUUUUUCACGGAUGGAGUUGUAAAGGCAAGGAGAAGAUCGAAUGGUCUCACGUCCAGUGGUCGAGCGUGAUGAAAAUUUUUCUAAAAAGACCGAGACCUAUCCGAGGCAUAUAUUUCACGACCUCUCCGUAUCUUUAGAGAUCCUAGCUUUAACACUGUGUGCUGUGGACUGAUUAUCCUGCAAGAUGAAGGCACUUUUCUUCUUUGUAACGUCCACUCUCCUUCUCAAGCCCACGUGUGCUAAGGGCCAGGACACAUACUGUCUCGAUGGCAUCCGGACAGCUCUGCAGCAGUUCACACUGGGUAACCCUUUACUCACUUACUAUGAGAAUUUGUGCCAGAACAAUCUCAGCGUUGUGUCUAUGUGGGCAGCUGCAAAGACCUAUUGCACUCCAAAACAGAUCAAAGCUGGAUCCGACCUCUUGUCAGGGUACUGUAUUAAAUAUGGAGAGACUACGCUCAUCCCUUAUUCGGAAGUCCUUCCUAUCCUUACCGAUGAUUUCAUCGCCUCCCUUCCACAGGUAGACUUGGACGACAAAGAUCCAACAAAGAUAUGGAAUACCUCCCUCAUGUUAACGAAACACCUUUAUAAUCUUGGAUAUAGGACUACGUUCGAGUUUGACCAUCAAUAUGUCCUACACAAACGUUAUGGUUGGGCAGUCUACGGAUUCUGGGGGGGUCUCUUGGUCAUUGGUAUGGCCAGUCGACUCGUAUCUCACCUCUACAACUCUCGCCGCAGUACAAUAAUCGCCGAUAUCGAAGAACUUGAAGACUCUCCGUCGCCAAGUACUAGGUCUUCCCUUCUUUUGGCACCGAUUAAAGCUACUAAUCACUGGUUACGUGCACAUCUGAUUAUUCCCGCCGCUUUUGGAACCUACCAUCAACGCCUAUACUGGGGGUGUUCCAUUCCAACCCGGAUGGAAACCAUUCUCAUUUCUCUCUUUUGGAUACUCAACUUCGUUCUAUGCGCCAUCUCGUAUAAUGUGUUUGAGGGUAACCUAUACUAUUCUAAGGCCAUUCAACACUGGCGGUAUAUCUCAGACAGAACAGGCAUCAUUAGCUACGCUAAUCUACCUCUUCUCUGGAUGUUCUCGGGAAGGAAUAACAUCUUCCUCUGGUUGACCGGCUGGAGCUUCUCGUCCUUUAACAUCUUCCACAGACAUAUCGCGCGAAUUGCAACAAUUCAAGCGAUUGUGCACUCUAUCGGGUGGAGCGCUAUUCAAAUAAAUUCUGGGUCUUUCGCACUCUCCUGGAAGCAGAGAUAUUGGUAUAUGGGAGGAAUGGCCACGAUCACCAUGAGCCUCCUCCUUGGGUUCUCGUCUAUUUAUCUCCGUGUCCAUCACUAUGAGAUUUUCCUAGUGAUUCAUAUUGUCCUCUCCGUCAUCACCCUAGUCGGGCUUUUCUAUCACACGUUUGUUUUCACCACCCACGAGUAUGACCCCUACUUGUGGCCUUGCGUUGCCAUCUGGGUUUUCGAUCGAGUUGCUCGACUGGUCCGUUUGGGGUACUGCAACUUCCGAGUUGGCCGCUCAGGCGGGCCCGUGUUCUCGACUGCGACAGCAACCUAUAAUAAAGCCGCCGACCUAAUCCGAGUAGAAGUCUUCCCAAGUUCUCAGCUGCUCCGCCCAGGUGCUGGUCAACAUUAUUACAUUUAUCAAUUUAACAGGUUGAGGUUCUGGGAAAACCAUCCUUUCACACUCGCAGCGUCAUAUCCAAGCACACAGCACACUGUCGACCAUAAUGCAAUCUCUUCAACCCCUACUGAUACUAGCAGUGAGGUCGUUGUACUUACAGAGAAAGAGAGGCGAGAAGUCACAACAAUUGGUUUAAAUGAGAACAGAGGCUCUUACUCGCCAUCUCCAGGUUCAACUUCAUCAUCGGAUGGUCCGGCAAAAAACGUUGCUCUGGCGACCCCUCUCGGACGCGAGAAAUUAGUUUUCUUCAUCCGUCCCUUCAACAGCUGGACCAAGCGACUUCGAGACGAGUGUACUCGUGCAGGGCCGUUAGGCUUUGUAAAACCCAGUCUCCGUGUUGAAGGUCCAUAUGGUCAUCGAAGCCAGCUUCAUGCUUUUGAAAACGUCAUCUUCAUUGCCGGUGGCACCGGCAUUGCAGGUGCCAUUCCCUAUCUACAAGAUUACCUGAAAGCGCUUUCAGUCUCCACUGAUCAGGCGUCGUGUGAAAAGGGCACGCGGACACGCAACAUCACCGUGGUCUGGGCAACGAAGCAAUCGGCCAUGAUUCGUGACAUUGCAAGUCACGAACUGCGACCCUUCCUGAACCGAGACGAUAUGCACUUCAGUUUCCACGCUACGCGGGAGAAAAGGGCAAACACUCCACCCAAAGAACCUCAGCUAGAUGAACAUUUGAUCUUGAGUCGAGAUUUGGAGAUUUCGACCACUCGACCUGACAUCAAGACGGUUGUUACGAGUAUUGUCGACGAGGUUAACGCUGCAGGAUCUCGAGGUGGUAGAAUCGCAGUGCUUACUUGUGGACCGGGGGCAAUGGCAGAUGAGGCUCGUGACGCGGUUCACCUGGCUCUCAGAAAGGGCAAGAGAGGGCUAGAGUAUUUUGAAGAAGCUUUCGGGUGGUAGAGGAAAUGCCAGGUUUCUUUUAAGGAAACCACUCGUAGGAGUACAAGAGUUUGUAGGGUCACAGUGGACAAUGAGGAGUGACCGAUCCCUCGAGGCAUUAGACUUUUAAAGUCGAACAAGUGUGCAUUCAUCGAAUAGAAUUUCAUACAAAUGCACUUUCUCUGUCGUGAAACAAAGAAAUCAUGGAUAGCACCUGAUAGACUUUAUAUACUAGGAGAAAGCGUGACCAAGACAACGCUGAGGAAAG
Exophiala oligosperma is the source of this 3295-nucleotide messenger RNA. RefSeq lists its product as uncharacterized. Bases 643 to 3048 code for a protein of 801 amino acids. The transcript has 9 exons. Gene Ontology annotation, cellular component: plasma membrane. NCBI's taxonomy places the organism in Eukaryota, Fungi, Ascomycota, Eurotiomycetes, Chaetothyriales, Herpotrichiellaceae. Gene Ontology annotation, biological process: copper ion import; intracellular iron ion homeostasis; iron ion transport. Gene Ontology annotation, molecular function: ferric-chelate reductase activity. The record is from RefSeq and is a predicted model, not a curated record.